Molecule: messenger RNA, 2829 nt
Organism: Anopheles stephensi (Asian malaria mosquito)
Lineage: Eukaryota; Metazoa; Arthropoda; Insecta; Diptera; Culicidae
Product: CLIP domain-containing serine protease 14D-like
Exons: 7
Coding region: 632-2719 (695 amino acids)
Biological process (GO): proteolysis
Molecular function (GO): serine-type endopeptidase activity
Source: RefSeq, a predicted model, not a curated record
GCUCCAGAGGUGGGGCAGAGACAGAGAGCAAAAUUUCAACAGGAAUGGGGAUAACCGUCCGCGAGGUGUAAGCUGUCACGGUCAUCGUGGCCAAGAUCUGGAUCCCGGGAGAACAAGUUUACGCAUAUGAACUCCCCCUCUGGGGACCGUAUGCCGAUGACUCGGCUCACCGCGCACCACCGUGCGUCUCGAUCGCGGGAGGUUGGCUGCAAAACAAAACCUGUUCUGAGCGGAAGAUGAAGAUGAUCGCUAGUGACAAGCAACGUCGGGUGGACGCGAUCAUUUGAAGCGCGGGGAUGGUUCACCCGGCAAAGGGAAGGUUAUCGCAGAUUGAAGGUUUUUUGGACGCGAUGGUUGUCUUGGUGGUGGUAGCAUGGUUCGGUGUGGUGGAAGCUGUGAUUAUUGCGUACCGGGGAAGCAGAGAACACUGAUCGCGCGAUCGUUGUGGUCGUGCGGUGGCAUCGUAGCAGCGAUUGAAUACCUUAGAAAAUAGACCGAUGGUUCUAGCAGAUACAGUCCUCCGCCAACGCUGAGGAGCAACGGUUGUGCAUCCAGAUCGACUCCAGUGCAGACGAGAGUCGCUUCACUGUGCCUGUGUACAAAACAGAUCAAGCGUGUCAGAUCAGUACGAAUGCGAAAUAUGACCGGCGAACGUGUGAUGGGUUUGCUGAUCGUAGCCCUCUUUGCAGCGGUUGGGCAAAGUGUUACGGCGCUAGAGUUGGGCCAAGAUUGUGUGAAUCCUGUCGGUCAGCCGGGCAAGUGUGUCCUCUUCAGAGAGUGUCAACCCUUGAUCACCAUCUACAACAAACCGAUCAAUACGCCGGACGAUACGCAAUUUCUGACGGAAAGUCGUUGUGGCGUUUUCGAGCGCAAAACUUUGGUCUGUUGUGCGGGUGUGAAGGACUCGGGCAAAACAUCACUGCCGGAACCACCGCACUGUGGCAUCCAGCUGUCGGAUCGUGUGAUCGGUGGACAGCCGACCAAAAUCGACGAGUUCCCGUGGACGGCGCUGAUCGAGUACCAGAAACCGGACGGACGGUUCGGGUUCCACUGCGGUGGAUCCAUCAUCAAUGAGCGUUACAUCGUUACGGCCGCUCACUGCAUCAAUUCGAUUCCGCGAGGCUGGAAGGUCCAUCGUGUCCGUCUGGGCGAGUGGGACCUAAACUCUUCGAACGACUGCGAGGAUGACUUCUGCUCCAGCGCACCAAUCAAUCUGGACAUCGAGAAGAUCAUCGUACACACGGGUUACGAUACGCGGGACAAGAGCCACCACAACGAUAUUGCGCUGAUACGCUUCAACCGGGAAAUUCACUACUCGGAGACGGUUCGCCCUAUCUGCCUACCACUGUCCGCGUCCAUCCGCAACCGUAAGCAUGCGGGCCUGUCGAGCUAUGCGGCCGGGUGGGGCAAAACAGAAACGGCCUCGGCGAGCACGAAAAAGCUAAAGGUGGAGCUGAACGUGGUGGAUCUGAAGGACUGUGCGCCGGUGUAUCAGCGCAGCGGUAUCUCGCUCGAUUCGACACAGAUGUGUGCCGGUGGAGCACGGUUGAAGGACACGUGCAGCGGUGAUUCCGGUGGUCCACUGAUGCGACAGCUCACCGGCUCAUGGUACCUGAUCGGUGUGGUCAGCUUUGGGCCACAGAAGUGUGGUACGGCCGGUGUACCGGGCGUGUACACUAACACGGCGGAGUAUGUCGAUUGGAUACGGGACAACAUCUACCUGGGAGAAUCAUGUCUGAAUCCUGUUGGAAAACAGGGCACGUGUGUCCUGUUUCGUGACUGUCAGCCGCUGAUUGACAUCUACAAUAAACCCGUAUCUACGCCUGAUGAUAUUCAGUUUCUCACGGCUAGCCGAUGCGGAAUGUUGCAACGGAAAACAUUGGUUUGCUGUCCGGCGUCCAGCAAGAAAGCACCACUACCAGAAUCUCCCCACUGCGGCAUACAAGUGGUCGAUCGUUUGAUUGGUGGUCAAUCGACCGAGAUAGAUGAGUUUCCGUGGACGGCAUUGAUCGAAUAUCAGAAGCCGGACGGAACGUUCGAUUUUCACUGUGGAGGUUCCCUCAUCAAUGAGCGCUACAUUGUCACCGCGGCACAUUGCAUCAAUUCGAUCCCUCGUGGCUGGAAGGUCCAUCGUUUACGACUCGGUGAGUGGGAUCUGUCAACUGCUCAGGACUGUCAGGAUGGGUACUGCUCGAAUGCACCGAUCGAUCUGGACAUUGAGGAGAUCAUCGUCCACAGCAACUAUGACUCGAAGGAUCAGAGCAAUACCAACGACAUUGCACUGAUCCGGUUCACCCGACCGGUGCAGUACUCACAGACCGUACGCCCCAUCUGUCUACCGUGGACCGCAUCUCUUCGCAGCCGUGAUCAUGUCGGACAGCCGAGUUGGGCAGCCGGCUGGGGCAAAACGGAAACAGCCGUGGCGAGCGAGAAAAAGCUGAAGGUUGCGCUGAACGUCACUAGCUUGAAGGAUUGUGCUCCCAUUUUUGGGCGAGGUGGCAUUUUACUGAAAUCAACACACAUGUGUGCCGGUGGUGUGCGCGGUAAGGAUACGUGCAGCGGUGACUCGGGAGGUCCACUGAUGCGACAGCUCACCGGUGCGUGGUAUCUGAUCGGUGUGGUCAGCUUUGGGCCACAGAAGUGUGGUACGGCCGGUGUACCGGGCGUGUACACUAACACGGCGGAGUAUGUCGAUUGGAUACGGGACAACAUCUACUAGAUUGGCAGGACGUCUGAUUGCUAUCCACAAAAGAAAGUGACUUGUAAUGUGUGUUUAAGUGACUAAUCUAAACCGUAGAAAUAAAAUAUUCGGAUGAAUCAAAUCUUGAA